Telopea speciosissima is the source of this 472-nucleotide messenger RNA. Its product is annotated as 18.1 kDa class I heat shock protein-like. Lineage: Eukaryota; Viridiplantae; Streptophyta; Magnoliopsida; Proteales; Proteaceae. Gene Ontology annotation, biological process: response to heat; response to salt stress; protein folding. The record is from RefSeq and is a predicted model, not a curated record. Bases 1 to 453 code for a protein of 150 amino acids. The transcript has a single exon.
AUGUCGAUCAUCCCAAGCUUCUUUAAUGACCGGCAAACCAUCUACGAUCUAUUCAACUGUCCCUUCUCAACUUCCCUAUCUAUUCCUCGCUCCCAAUUCUCCAAUGAAACAGCUGCGUUUGCCAAUGCCCGAAUCGAUUGGAAGGAGACCCCAGAAGCCCAUAUCUUCAAAGCUGAUCUUCCUGGUAUCAAGAAGGAAGAAGUGAAGGUUGAAGUGGAAGAAGGCAGAGUUCUCCAGAUCAGUGGAGAGAGGAGCAAAGAGCAGGAAGAGAAGAGUGACCAUUGGCACCGGGUUGAGCGUAGCAGUGGCAAGUUCCUGCGCAGGUUCAGGUUGCCUGAGAAUGCCAAGAUCGAUCAGGUGAAGGCUGCAAUGGAGAAUGGAGUGCUCACUGUCACCGUGCCCAAGGAAGAAAUAAAGAAGGCAGAGGUCAAAACCAUUGAAAUCUCUAGCUAGAAGUUCUUGUUCUGUUACA